Nycticebus coucang (slow loris) is the source of this 4892-nucleotide messenger RNA. It is a transcript of the gene CHST4, whose product is annotated as carbohydrate sulfotransferase 4. The transcript has 2 exons. Gene Ontology annotation, biological process: carbohydrate metabolic process; protein sulfation; N-acetylglucosamine metabolic process. The record is from RefSeq and is a predicted model, not a curated record. Bases 423 to 1598 code for a protein of 391 amino acids. Lineage: Eukaryota; Metazoa; Chordata; Mammalia; Primates; Lorisidae. Gene Ontology annotation, molecular function: N-acetylglucosamine 6-O-sulfotransferase activity. Gene Ontology annotation, cellular component: Golgi membrane.
UGUUAUCUCCCUACACCAAGGGUGGGGCCGAUAGGCGGGUAGAGUGCAGAAAUAAUUUUCACAUUUUCUCCUCAGAGAUAAGAAUAAGAUCUAGGAGUCAGAUUUAAAAUCUUGUGGGGAUUCUAGUUAUAACUGUCUUGAGAUUUCCCCAUCAACCUCAUCUCCUGGCUCCCCAGGGGUCUCUUUUUCCCCAUUCUGCCCUAGGAGUUGACCUUCACAGCUGUCUUCUAGAAGUCGACAUUCCAGGAUAUCUCCGUCUGGUCGGAGGGGAAGGGAAUGCUUCCUCCUUUGCUUCUCUGGCCCACUGCGAGUAGUCUCCACACCCCUGGCGUCUCCUAGGUGUUAAAGCCACAGAUAUCACAGCUUCCUGGAAGCCAGCGCUUUCUCAAGCCUGUCUUUGCAAGGUCUGCCCAUCUGGUGCAAUGAUACUGUCCGCAAAAACGAGGCUGCUGCUGCUCCUGGUCUCCCAGGCAGCGAUCCUCGCUCUAUUCCUCCGCAUGUACAACUACAGCCAAGGCUCCCCAUCCGGGAGCGACGAGCCCAAGCACAUGCACGUGCACGUGCUAGUCCUGUCUUCGUGGCGCUCUGGCUCUUCGUUUGUGGGGCAGCUUUUUGGGCAGCACCCAGACGUCUUCUACCUGAUGGAGCCCGCCUGGCACGUGUGGAUGACCUUCACCCAGAGCGCCGCCUGGAGGCUGGACAUGGCCAUGCGGGACCUGAUCAGGUCCAUUUUCCUGUGCGACAUGAGUGUCUUCGAUGCCUACAUGCAACCUGGUCCCCGGAGGCAGUCCAGCCUCUUCCAGUGGGACGACAGCCGGGCCCUGUGUUCCCCGCCCGCCUGCAACCUCUUCUCGCGGGACGAGAUCAUCCUCCCGGAUCACUGCAGACUCCUGUGCAACCAACAGCCCUUCGAGGUGGUGGAGAAGGCCUGCCGCUCCUACAGCCACGUGGUGCUCAAGGAGGUGCGCUUCCUCAACCUGCAGUCCCUCUACCCGCUGCUGACGGACCCGUCCCUCAACCUGACCAUCGUGCACCUGGUCCGGGACCCCCGGGCUGUGUUCCGGUCCCGAGAACACACCCAGGGGGAGCUCAUGAUUGACAGCCGCAUGGUGCUGGGGGAGAGGUGGCACAAACGCAAGAAAGAGGACCAGCCCUACGAUGUGCUGCAGGUCAUCUGCCAAGGCCAGCUGGAGAUCUACAAGGCCGUCCGGUCCUUGCCCAAGGCCUUGCGGCAACGCUACCUGCUGGUGCGCUACGAGGACCUGGUGCGGGCACCCCUGGCCCAGACCUCCCGCAUGUAUGCCUACGUGGGCCUGGAAUUCCUGCCGCGCCUCCAGACCUGGGUGCACAACAUCACCCGCGGCAAGGGCCUGGGCGAGCACGCCUUCCACACCAACGCCAGGGACGCCGUCAACGUCUCCCAGGUGUGGCGCUGGUCUUUGCCUUUUGAAAAGGUUUCUAGAGUUCAAAAUGUCUGUGGUGAUACUAUGAAUUUGCUGGGCUACCGCCAAGUCAGGUCUGAACAAGAGCAGAGAGACCUGUCACUGGAGCUUCUGUCUACCUGGACCUUUUCUGAGCAAAAUGAUCAGGAGGGCUAAGGAGGUGCCGGCCUCGGCCAUGUCCAUAGAACGCUCCUGAGCCUUCCUUUGUCUCCGCAUAUUGAGCACAGUUGUGCCACCCACCCUCGGGCAGAAGGAUCUCUGUGUCCAUCCUCAUGCCUGUAAAAGAGACUCGGAAACUGCAUGUGGGCCGCACAUCCCAGCACUGAGACGGGGAGUCGCCUUUCUCCUCUUCUCGAGUCCCCACCUGUGCCUACUUGGUACACUUGGUGGCUCAGAGGCCUGUUAGGCACCACGCGGCAUCAGCGGAGUAAAUCCAUAAACCUUCCGGUCCACAUCUGGCCCGAUGCGAAGCGGAGAGACAAUAAAAACCAGGGAAAUGGGCCUUCCACCAAAGAGUUCGCCAACACAUUCCACGGAGAUGUGAACUCUGAGCCCUCAGUUUCCAGUGGAUUCCAGGAAGGAAGCAGUUGGAUGCUCACCUGUGAGCCUGGCCAUUACGGUUAUCACAAACACACACAAAACAAAAUCCCUGGACAACAGAGCAGGCUCUUAGAUAGUGGGCCCAGUCUGAACGUUUUGUCUCAGCAUUCUGUCUCAGCAUUCUCCUAUCACACAGAAGAAUUUGACCUGGGAAGCUGCUAUCCAUUAAUGCAAAAUUCCAAAAGAAGAUUCUGUUUGGGAUGUCUCCUUUCAUGAUGUCUCAUUGCUGGCAGUAAACACUCAUUGUUAUGGGAUCCUAACCCAAGAAUUUAUGUAAUCAUUGUUAAGAAUUCUUUUUUCUAUUUUGAUAGAUAAUCUGUCACCUACAUGUACAAAAAAUUGCUAAGACAAUAUCUGCUGUCAGAUGAUGAAAUGUCUAUACCCUCUUAAGAAUCAGUAGGAAAUAGACAACCUGCAACUAAACCCUUUCUAUGCUGUGUGAAGCCCAAGUUAUCACUUCUAGGGCAGUGGUUCUCAAUCUUCCUAAUGCUGCAAUGUAUUUUCAUUGCUAAAAAGAAGUCGUGACCCACUGGUUGAGAACCACUGCUCUAGGGUCUGAGCAGAGUUCUUUUCCUCUCACCCCCCAAGCCAGAGGGCUCCAGUUCUCGUGUGAUUGGUGCUGUCUCUUCCCAGCCACCUCCCUUAGUAAGAAAAGGUGUUCUCCUAGUCUUGGCAGGAACCCCUCACGUAGUUGUACAUCAGAAUCGCCUGUUAAAAAUGUAGACUGCCACAUCCGACCUCUAGUCUGCUGGAAGCAGAAUGCCCCAGGGUGGGGCUGGGAUUCCAUAUGUUUGUCAAGCUUCCUUGGUGACUCUUCCAUGGCCAGCCUGGCACUAGCACACCCUGCACUGGGCAGCAGCACUGUUCACCUUCUUGCUCCCAGACAGGUGACUUUUCAGCACACAUACAGUAUAGUAUGCAUGCCCCACCACCACUACCUGUGCUGUCCUUGGGUGGGAAAGAAUAGGAAGAAGGUCCUUAUAUGUGUCUGGAACUCCACAGACCUCUGAGUCCUGACUUUUUCAUAUCUCACUUCAUCCAAACCUGAGAGAUUCUGUCAUUUCCUCUUUCCUUUUGUUUCCACUUUUUGGCAGGCUUCUCACUUCAUAAAGCUUCCUCAAGCUCAGAUCAGACUUCUCCCACUUGAAUCUGCUGAGGAAGGCCUGAGAUUCUACACCAUCUGAAGUACUUGAAAAGCUACCUUUUCCAACAGGGUCAGUUGAAGUUCAAUUACAUGUGGCUUUAAAGGAGCUAAAUUAUUCUAAUGUCCAAACCCAAGCCACUCUAGAAACUCCUCAAGAGUGUAGGAUAUGGCCAGGCAGGUGGCUCAUGCUUGUAAUCCUAGCAUUCUGGGAGGCCGAGAUGGGUAGAUUGCCUAAGUUCAGGAGUUCAAGACCAGCCUGAGCAAAAGCAAGACCUCAUCUCUACUAAAAAUAGAAAAACUACCCAGGCAUGGUGGCAGGAGGCUGUAGUCUCAGCUACUUAGGAGGCUGAAGCAGGAGGAUCAAUUGAAUCCAAGAGUUUAAGGUUGCCAUGAGCUAUGAUGAUGCCACAGCACUCUACAACAGAGUGAAACUGCCUCAAAAAAUAAUAAUAAUGAAUAAGAAUGUAGGAUCUCCCACACAAAUGCUUGAUCUACUGACCUUCCCAAACAAUGUGACAGUAAAAUUUCCCCAGGAUUAAGAAAGGAUGGCGUUACUGAGGGAACAGUGAUAGAUUCCACCAUAUCUGGUUUCCCCUGACAAUCCAGCCUCUGCCUGAAUUGUUUUAAAGUUAGCAGUCUCCUUAGGAAUCACCUCUAUAUGAUGCCUGCUUGUCUUUCUCCAAAAUAAGAAAAUAAACCAAGAUCUUAUUCAGGAUCCACUUGACAAUAGAUUUAAAUUUCUUGUGUUCUAAGUUCUACAUGUCCAUUGGAGUCCAGCAUCCAACAGCCACACUCUUCGAAGGAGAGUCUUUGUUCUCCAAUAGAAUAGCCACUAAGCACUAGUAGAUGUUUAGAUUUAAAUUAGUUAAUAAAAAUUCUGUUCCUCAGUUGCCACAUUUCAUAUGCUCAGUAGGCAUGUGCCUAGAAACUACUGUAUUCACUACACAGAUAUAGAUCAUUCCCAUCAUUGCAAAAGUCCUAAUGGACAGCUCUGGUCUCAUUCAUUUUUAUUUGUGCAGCAUCUUAUCCCUAACUUCAACCCAAUCCCCCAACCAAAAAACUUUAAAGAAUAUAUAAUAAUACUAUCAUGGCAUAUUUAUAUAAGAUUGUAUAGUAUAAAAGCAUGCUAUAUUAUCUCUUUAAAAAUCUGACCCAUGUUGAAUAAGACUUCAGUGAACAACAACACAGUUUUUGACAAGUGAUGUGUUCAGGUGGUCUAGUAUUGGGAUUCAUGAUAAGUGACUGUACACUCAAUUAUAAGACAUGGGGAGUUUGGAGAACUGAAAACUGGUGACUGGUGUAGAAGAUAGUGUUCUGCUAGACACCCUUUCUGAUUUGGAGACAUCUGUCCCAUUCCCAACCCCCAGCCAUAGAAAGGCAUUUCUGUACCUCCUUAGCCUCUUUAGUUGUAUAGGGUCAAAGAAUAUGUUUAAACAUAGAUCAUGGAUGGAUUUGAUCUAAAUUUCUCAGAGCUGAUGAGCUUUCUCACAUCUAGAGUAAACAGCCCAAAAUGCCUAAUUGCAAUAGAUGUCUUUAUAAAAAACUAAACUGGGAGCUACCACCAAGCCCUACAGUUUUGGAGAAUGCAAAGAAAGGGGUCUCAAAAAAAUUUUUUUUAAGUCUCACUAUGUUGCCCUCAGUAGAGUGCUGUGGCAUCACAACUCACAGCAACCUCAAACUCUUGGGCUUCGGGGGGCGCCUGUGGC